GCCAAAUGUACAAAACCCAGUCUUCUCCUUCGAAUGGUGUACAUUUUGGGUUUCGCUUUGGUUGCUCCGCUGCUACAAACCAACACCAGCCUUGAUGCUUCGCCCACUUUUCACUCUCCUCCCUCUUGUCUGAUUUGUGCAUUUCCAUACUCGAAUUCUGAUUCUAUGACGUAGUAGAUGAAGUGCAAAUAUGAAUUUAUUGGUCAAUCCUAGUCUAAGCUAUGCGCCGACGCCAUUGAAUCAAAACCCCUCUAAAACCACCCGCAAAAUCCAUUCUUGUCAUCUCAUCUCAACCAGAAGAAGUUGCGAUUUGUAUGACUUGCACAAUGAGGUGGUGCCGUACGCAGAGGCGUGGUCGUGGCAGAAGGCCAUUGUGAGGGAGAGAAGUGCACUGAGUGACAGAAAUGAAGAUUUCUCGGACAGUUUGAUUGUCUUACAACACCAACCUGUUUACACCAUGGGCACCGGCAGCUGUGAGAAUUACUUGAAUUUUGAUGUCAACAAUGCUCCUUUUGAUUUGUAUCGCACCGAAAGAGGUGGUGAAGUUACAUAUCAUGGCCCUGGUCAGCUAGUCAUGUAUCCUGUCAUCAAUCUCCGGUAUUACAAGAUGGAUCUCCAUUGGUACCUGAGAUCACUUGAAGAGGUGGUUAUUCGGGCUCUUUCUUCGACAUUUGCUAUUAAAGCUUCAAGAGUUGAGGGCUUAACUGGUGUUUGGGUUGGUGAUGCUAAAUUAGCUGCCAUUGGUAUCAAAGUAUCAAAAUGGAUAGCAUACCAUGGCUUGGCACUAAAUGUAUCCACAGACUUAACACCCUUUGAUCAGAUCAUCCCGUGUGGGAUUAGGGAUCGUCAAGUUGGAAGCAUCAAGGGGCUUCUAAAUGAAAAUGGACGCCCAGUCGAAGAUUAUGAUCUCAAUGAUGAUCAAGAUUUGAUGUACACUACUUGUAAGUCGCUUGUUAGGGAGUUCUGCAAUGUUUUUGAAAUUGACUUUUGCCAAAAAACUUUACAAAGACCAGCUACUGGGAAUCUGUUGGCCUAACAUCUUGAAGAGCCAAUCUUCACAAAUGAUUUAGAAAAGAUACAGCAUUCUGCGUA
This is a messenger RNA of Salvia splendens (bonfire salvia), 1092 nucleotides long. RefSeq names its product octanoyltransferase LIP2p2, chloroplastic. The record is from RefSeq and is a predicted model, not a curated record. The transcript is spliced from 4 exons. Gene Ontology annotation, biological process: protein lipoylation. Gene Ontology annotation, molecular function: lipoyl(octanoyl) transferase activity. The coding region runs from base 191 to 1036 and encodes 281 amino acids. Lineage: Eukaryota; Viridiplantae; Streptophyta; Magnoliopsida; Lamiales; Lamiaceae.